GCUAUGCCUGCGGCGGUUGGGUCAAAGCCAACCCCCUCCCUGAUGGCCACUCACGCUGGGGCACCUUCAACAACCUCUGGGAGCACAACCAGGCUGUCAUGAAGCACCUGCUGGGCGCUGGGGUGGUUAUCUGUGAGCAGAGCUGCCUUCUGGGGACGGCUCUGUCCCAGCUCUUCCUGCAGCAAUCUGAAGGCAGUGGGCCCCCGGCCAGCAGCUGCGCUCGGCAUUUCCUCGCAUUCCUCGGAGCCAAGGGACCAGGCACAAAAACCCACACAUCUGGGGAGCCAGAGGUGCAGGCUGUGUUGUGAGGAGAGGAAAAACCCCAAGGAAGCAGGGUUUUAGGGAAAGAAAAUAAAAGAUAGCUUUGGAGGCGGAGGAGAAAAAUGGGUUUAUUGUUCUUUCUUGUAGAAAUAAAUAACGCAGCCCGGGGAGCAAGCUGGGACUGCCAGCACAGGGGCAAGGGCAGCGCGGGGGGCUGGGAUGCUGGGAACGGCGGAGUGCUGGAAAAAUACUUGUUGUUUUUCUUUCUUUAUCUCUCUCUUACAAAGAACUGGAGCUGCUGGAGAGGGGGCAGGGGCUGGGCUGGGGCCGUGGGACGUGCCAGGGGCACACGGAGUGAUCCGUAGUGUCCUUUUGGAGCCGUUGUCCAAACUGAGCAUUUGGCGGAGGGUUAGGGGCUCUGCAGCCCCCCCCGAUGCCACGUGCCCCCACAAGCCAUCCUGGGUGCAUCCUGCAGAGAACACCACGGCCAACGUGUCGAGCGAGGCGGAGCGCAAGGCGCAGCGCUACUACCAGGCCUGCAUGAACGAGAGCAAGAUCGAGGAGCUGCGCGCCGCCCCGCUGAUGGAGCUCAUCGCCAAGCUGGGAGGAUGGAACAUCACCGGGCCCUGGGCCGGGGGGGACAACUUCAACGCGACGCUGCGGGAGGUGACGGCGCAUUACCGCAUCUCACCCUUCUUCUCCGUCUACGUCAGCGCCGACUCCAAGAACUCCAACAGCAACGUCAUCCAGGUGGACCAGUCGGGGCUGGGGCUGCCGUCACGGGACUACUACCUGAACAAGACAGAGAAUGAGAAGGUGCUGGCUGGGUACCUGAACUACAUGGUGCAGCUGGGCAUGUUUCUGGGCGGCACCGACGAAGAGUCAACACGGCAACAAAUGCAGCAGAUCUUGGAGUUUGAGACAGCACUGGCCAACAUCACCAUCCCACAGGAGAAACAUCGGGAUGAGGAGGUCAUCUACCACAAGAUGACAGCUGGAGAGCUGAAGGAUCUGGCACCGGCUGUGGACUGGAUGCCCUUCCUCUCCACGGUCUUCUAUCCUGUGGAACUCAAUGAGUCAGAGCCCGUCGUGGUCUAUGCCAAGGAGUACCUGGAGCAGGUCUCCGAUCUCAUCCUGGCCACUGAUAAAUGCCUCCUCAACAACUACAUGAUCUGGAACCUGGUGCGUAAAACCAGCCCCUUCCUUGACCAGCGCUUCCAGGAUGCUGAGGAGAAGUUCAUGGAAGUGAUGUAUGGGACGAAGAAGACCUGCCUGCCGCGCUGGAAGUUCUGCAUCAGCGACACAGACAACAACCUGGGCUUUGCCUUGGGGGCCAUGUUUGUCAAGGCUACCUUCGCCGAGGACAGCAAGCAGGUGGCAGAGGAAAUGAUUGCAGAGAUUAAAACAGCCUUCGAGGAAAGCAUGGAGACCCUGCAGUGGAUGGACGAGGAGACGAGGAAGUCGGCCAAAGAGAAGGCGGAUGCCAUCUACAACAUGAUCAGCUACCCGAAGUUCAUCCUGGACCCCAAGGAGCUGGACAAAGUCUUUAACGAUAUGGAGCAAAUGAGGAGAAGAGAGAGGAGGAAGAAGAGUUAAAUUUUAAUGAAGACAUUGUUUGCCCACAUGCUCUGCCCAGGGCCCUGAUUAACAUCCGGACGGCAGUGCAGACGGUGCUGGCAGGCACGGAGGUGGAGUUGGAGUGCCUAGGGCUCGGCGAACCACAGCCACACGUCACCUGGA
Molecule: messenger RNA, 2001 nt
Organism: Lagopus muta (rock ptarmigan)
Lineage: Eukaryota; Metazoa; Chordata; Aves; Galliformes; Phasianidae
Product: endothelin-converting enzyme 1-like
Exons: 11
Coding region: 481-1857 (458 amino acids)
Biological process (GO): peptide hormone processing
Cellular component (GO): plasma membrane
Molecular function (GO): metalloendopeptidase activity
Source: RefSeq, a predicted model, not a curated record